This is a messenger RNA of Rattus norvegicus (Norway rat), 2028 nucleotides long. It is a transcript of the gene Grpel2, whose product is annotated as GrpE-like 2, mitochondrial. Gene Ontology annotation, molecular function: protein homodimerization activity; protein-folding chaperone binding; adenyl-nucleotide exchange factor activity. The record is from RefSeq and is marked provisional. The coding region runs from base 24 to 698 and encodes 224 amino acids. Gene Ontology annotation, cellular component: mitochondrial matrix. NCBI's taxonomy places the organism in Eukaryota, Metazoa, Chordata, Mammalia, Rodentia, Muridae. Gene Ontology annotation, biological process: protein folding. The transcript is spliced from 4 exons.
UUGUCGGCGCUCUAAUCUGGAACAUGGCGGCGCGUUCGCUGUGGGCGGUGCAGCGUCUGCAGCGCCUACUGGCCUCCGGGGCUGUGUCAGAGAGCAGGGGAUGGCUACACCCUUUCAGCACUGCCACCCAGAGAACUGCUGGGGAAGACUGCAGUUCUGAGGACCCUCCUGAUGGACUUGGUCCCUCCCUUGCUGAACAGGCCUUAAGGCUAAAAGCUGUUAAACUGGAAAAAGAAGUCCAGGAUUUAACACUGAGAUACCAGAGAGCCGUCGCUGACUGUGAAAACAUAAGGAGACGGACCCAGAGAUGUGUGGAAGAUGCGAAGAUAUUUGGGAUCCAGAGCUUCUGUAAGGACCUCGUGGAGGUAGCAGACAUUUUGGAGAAGACUGCCGAGUGCUUUUCAGACGGAGCUGAACCUCAGGACCACAAGCUUACUCUGGAAAAAGUCUUCCAAGGGCUGUCCCUGUUAGAAGCAAAGCUGAAAAGUGUGUUUACCAAGCAUGGCCUAGAGAAAAUGGCACCCAUCGGUGACAAAUACGACCCUCAUGAGCAUGAACUCAUCUGCCACAUGCCAGCAGGUGUUGGGGUGCAGCCUGGCACCGUGGCAUUAGUUCGGCAGGAUGGCUACAAACUUCAUGGCCGCACCAUUAGACUUGCACAAGUGGAAGUGGCAGUAGAGUCUCAAAGAAGGCUCUGAACAGGUGACUGGAACCAAACCCUGUCCUAGAGUCAGGCACCUGUCUCCUUUAUUUAUUAAGCUGGUUUGUAUUAUACAUGAGGUCCUUCGUGUGCUCCACCUCGGAUUUAGUCACAUUGGCUGUGUCUCUGCAGUGUCUUAUGGGCUUAUGUGACCUGUUUGGUCUUAUCAGGAGUCCUGCCACUAGGCAUUUGAACAAUGUGACGAGUGCCAUGUGGCCUUUAUCAAAAUGUUUACAGAAAUCAUUUAAAUUGGUACUCAGAUGACUGAAUCCAGAACCUUCUUACCUGUGUUUUCAUCUGACUGCUGGAACUAGUGCAGCAUCUGUAUCUUGAGUUUUUGGGAAAGGGAAAUGGUGGGGAUUGGUUUUGACAUUUAGGUACGUGGAUGAAUAAUGCCUUACCCUUGUAUAAAUUUAGAUCAUUUGGGCUGGAGUGGAGAGAGACUUCCCAAGGCCCCUUUUUUAUUGCGCAUUUCAUUCAGUCAUCUCUUGUGCUUGUAUUCCCUUCUAGGGUCACACUCACACUGUUUCAUAGCCACCCCUUUCCGGUCCCUUUUGGAAGGGCUAAAGGGUCAGGCCAGUCUUCCUUUUUUGUUGUUGGUAAGGUGAAUACGUUUAUCAUUAAACUAGUCUCAAGUCUAAGAACAGGCAAGCCCUGGUUGCCUUGACAACACAACCCAAUCCCAGAAACCAAAAGCCUCCAUACAUCUCAAGUCGGAGAAAUAGACUUUAGGGACCAGGCAUGAUGGCUAUCAAUUCAAAAAUAAAAACAGAAUGCUAAGGUGGAUAAUUUCUUACAGUAUAUAAUUUACACAGACGUGAUGCUGCUUGCCUCCCUUGCAUGGACUCGGAAGGGCCAUCCUCCUUUCUGGAUUAGGGUGUGGGGCUGCUUUGGAAAGAACAGGGAACUUCCUAUAGCAGCAGCAACAAAAAUAAAUAUAAAAUGAAUGUGUCCACAUUGUGAAACACUUGCUGUCACCUUCACCAUUCCAGUUUUUAAAUCCUGAGUCCAAAGCACCAAGAAAAAUUUUUUGCAUAUUUAUAAUUGACGAAAAGAUCAAAGUUGUCUCAGUUCUGCAUAUGUUUUGUUAAGAAAAGGUGUGACACAGCUCCUAGAACUCCACCUAGAAUCAUUGCAAAGGAAGGGCCGUAUUCCCCGAGUCCUUCUUGGUGCACUGUAUCUGCUGGAAGGUAAGGCAGAGGUGCAGGAUGCCGGGGGAAUUAGUGUAUCCUGUAGUCAUCAGUGCCUGAGUACAUGGUGGUACCACCAGAGGGCACUGUCGGCACUGAGGCCUUUGCGGACAUUGACAUCACACUUAAUGAUGGAAG